UUUACCAGAAGCUCAGCUCUUUAGGGCUCUUAUUUCUCUCUUUCUCGCGAUGGACAUUCUGUCUGUGCGAUCAGUGCACUAUGCCAAGCAGGACGAGCAAAUGUACAAGCAGUGGUUUGAUUUUGCGGACGAAGAUGGGGAUGGGCGUAUCACCGGCGCCGAUGCGGUGAAAUUCUUUUCGCUCUCGCAGCUGCCGCGGUCGCAUCUCAAGCAGGUCUGGGCAGUGGCGGAUUCUAAGCGGCAAGGCUUUCUUGGAUUCAAGGAAUUCGUUGCUGCGAUGCAAAUCAUAGCACUAGCACAGCUCGGGAAUGAAAUAUCCGCGGACAUGCUGAGAGAUAGAGAUGUCGAUGAGAUUAGUCCGCCCAACAUGGAAGGCUUGGAACAAAUGAUACUGGCAAGAAAGAGAGCGCCUCCGACUGGGGACGUCUUCACCAACGGCACAUCUCCACAACUACAAGCAGAGACGGCCCAGUGGUUUGCGACAAAACAACCAAGAAAGAUUCCUUCGACGUCAGUAACAUCAGUGGUUGAUGGUCUAAAGAAACUUUACCUGGAAAAGCUGAAACCUUUGGAGGUUACGUAUCGCUUCCAUGAUUUUGUGUCUCCUACAUUGACUGAAAGCGACUUUGAUUGCAAGCCCAUGGUGAUGCUUCUUGGACAAUAUUCCACCGGGAAAACAACGUUUAUUAAGCAUCUAUUAAGAACAAGCUAUCCAGGCGCUCACAUUGGACCUGAGCCUACGACGGAUCGUUUCGUCGUUGUUAUGGAUGGAACAGAUGAACGGAGUGUUCCAGGAAACACGAUUGCUGUGCAGGCGGACAUGCCAUUUAGCGGCCUUACGAAAUUUGGAACUGCUUUUCUCUCCAAGUUUGAGUGUUCUCAGAUGCCACAUCCGCUACUGGAGCACGUUAGCUUUGUUGAUACUCCCGGAGUGUUAUCGGGAGAAAAGCAAAGAACACAACGCAGCUACGAUUUUACAGGCGUUACGGAAUGGUUUGCUGCCAAAUGCGACCUGAUACUACUGCUCUUCGACCCCCACAAGCUUGAUAUCAGUGACGAGUUUAAACGAGUGAUUGGAUCCCUGCGUGGACACGACGAUAAGAUCCGUGUUGUUCUUAACAAAGCCGAUCAAGUCGAUACUCAACAACUUAUGAGGGUGUAUGGAGCAUUGAUGUGGUCGCUCGGGAAAGUACUGAACACACCCGAAGUGAUGCGUGUCUAUAUCGGGUCCUUCAACGAUAAGCCCAUCAACGACCGUGCACUGGGUCCUAUUGGCAAAGAACUGUUUGAGAAGGAGCAAAACGACUUACUGGCAGACCUCAAAGACAUUCCAAGGAAAGCCUGUGACCGCAAGAUCAACGAGUUUGUAAAACGCGCGAGAGCAGUCAAGAUACACUCGUACAUUGUAGGCCACCUGAAGAAGGAAAUGCCGGCGAUGAUGGGAAAAACUAAAGCUCAGCAGCGGCUGGUGGAUAACUUGGAAGAAGAGUUUAGAAAGGUACAAAGAGAACAGCGCUUGCCUCCGGGUGACUUCCCGGACGUGGAUGCCUUUAGAGAGAGGCUGAGUGGCUACAACUUCGAUAAAUUUGAGAAGCUCAAGCCAAGGAUGAUUCAAUCGGUGGAUGACAUGCUGGGCCACGACAUUCCCAACCUUCUCAAGAAAUUCAGAAAUCCGUACGACUAAUCCGGGCUUUUGUUUAAUAAAAUAACUGCAUAACCAAGUCAAAACUGCACUUUGACUCCUACAGCAAAGAGGGAGUGAUUAAAAGGUACCAUGGAAUAAUUCCCAAGGCAAUAAGGAUAAUAUGAACUUUAGAUUAACA
This is a messenger RNA of Selaginella moellendorffii, 1823 nucleotides long. Its product is annotated as EH domain-containing protein 1. The transcript has 16 exons. Lineage: Eukaryota; Viridiplantae; Streptophyta; Lycopodiopsida; Selaginellales; Selaginellaceae. The record is from RefSeq and is a predicted model, not a curated record. Bases 50 to 1684 code for a protein of 544 amino acids. Gene Ontology annotation, biological process: endocytosis; endosomal transport. Gene Ontology annotation, molecular function: GTP binding; calcium ion binding; protein binding. Gene Ontology annotation, cellular component: plasma membrane; intracellular membrane-bounded organelle; cytoplasm.